AUGCCUUACGUCCACAUCCCCGGAAUCCGCCGUCCAAGGGUCACCGCAGCCCAACUGGAGCAACUUCGCCGCGAUCUGGCUAUGGCCCGACCGCGGCGCCCACAAAACCUCACACGUCGAAUUGACUACUACGCAAACACAUCACUCGACAUGUCCGGCCCACCACUCCCACAACUGCCUCGCCGUCGCAGACAACCACACGACAUGCAGGCAGAACAACAAGCCAUCCAGAACAUCCAGAUCAUGGAGGAGGCACACGCCGAGGAGGUCGAGGAGGAGCACGCCGCCGACUCUGCCGAUCGCAAGGCUGACCGUCUCGUCAACUGGCAGAGCGGUACCGAAGACUUCAAGCGCGUCUUCGAAACCGCGGUCGACAAUUGGGUGCGCACUCACUCACCAGCCGCCCAAGCAUUCCAGAAGCACCUCGUCAAUGCUGCCAUCUCCGCCGAGAAAGAUGUCAGAAUCUACGACGUCGCCUCCUGGUUUCCAAAUCUUCCUCACGAUGUCGCCCUUCCGCUACGCGACCUGUGCAAGCGCCUGCACGGUGCGGCCAAGCUGCACCACAGCCUGCUCGAGAAGAAGGACGAGGCUGGCGGUAUGCUCUUUGACGACCAGUUCCAUCCCGAGCUCGCCUUCGGUAUGUGUUGCACGAAGCUGACGAUUCAACCACUCGAGUCGGGCGGCGAAGUCAUCACUGUUGGCCAGUACCCUAACUUUGGCACAGAUGAAACACACAUGGAGUUCGUCGGUCGCUUCGACAACUUCGACAAUCCUCACCCCCAGGCCAAGCCAUUGACUCUGCGUCUGGCCCUGUACCGCAUUCAAGCACAGCUUGAGACCAGAAAGGUGCUGCUACAGCAGGGCGCGAGGAACCAGUUCGAUACGACAUCCAUGAGCACACUGAGGAUCGCAUACCUCAACCCGGUCGUCACAAAGGCAGAUCUUCAACCCGCCUUCGCCGCGCAUGGCAACGUCGUCAACAUCUACAUUGAGCCUCCAGCCGGCACGGGAAUACUGGAGUCAUCGACCGCUUUCGUCAGAUUCGAGCACCCUGAAGAAGCCGCAAAAGCGCACCUUGCGCGUCGCAACACUCUCUUCCAGGGCAACAUGAUCAAGAUCUCUCGGGUCACUCCUGACUUGGACCGCAUCACCACCUGGGACGAGAGUGUCGACAAGGCUAUGUGCGAGUGGUCCCUCGCUGCUUUGGACUACCUCGUCGGAAAGCUCAACGCCUUCAACCAGAAGAAGGUGGCCGAUGUUGAGGAGGGACGCCUCAUCGCUCAGGUCCACAACGAGGUCAAAGGCUUCUGCAAGAUCCACAACUUCCCGCAGAUCGCCAUGGCCGAGGGUAUCGAGGGGGAGUACGAUGAGACUGUCGUGAUGGACAGUGAUCCAGCAAGUACUCCGGCACUUCGUGCCAGUCUGGACGCAUUGGACGAUCAGCUGGAGGUGUUCGAGGAGGAGUUUGGAGACGGAAUCGUGGGCCCAGACUGGCGCAUGUCUUACCGCGGUCGUCGCCAGUAG
Fulvia fulva is the source of this 1524-nucleotide messenger RNA. RefSeq lists its product as uncharacterized. Bases 1 to 1524 code for a protein of 507 amino acids. The record is from RefSeq and is a predicted model, not a curated record. Gene Ontology annotation, molecular function: RNA binding. The transcript has a single exon. Lineage: Eukaryota; Fungi; Ascomycota; Dothideomycetes; Mycosphaerellales; Mycosphaerellaceae.